This is a messenger RNA of Didymosphaeria variabile, 1266 nucleotides long. RefSeq lists its product as uncharacterized. The record is from RefSeq and is a predicted model, not a curated record. Lineage: Eukaryota; Fungi; Ascomycota; Dothideomycetes; Pleosporales; Didymosphaeriaceae. The coding region runs from base 1 to 1266 and encodes 421 amino acids. The transcript has 2 exons.
AUGUCUCACGACCCCGCCUCGUCAGUACACUCGAGUACCGACUCUGGAUUCUACUCUGCCUCCGAAUGCUCCACGCCGCCCACCCCGAGCUUCUACCGCGGCCAUCUCCGCUUCCCAAGCUCUACCUCGUCACUGUCGUCAAGUCCACCGUCGUAUGAGCCCGCCGAUGUUCUUGGCCCUAAUGCAUCGGGGAAGCUCCCCCAGCUCACCGAAGACGUUGAGCGUGAGGAAGACUACGUGACCAUUUCUCCAUGCCACUAUGACACAGAUCUCUCUGAGCAUCCUGCCGUCGCAGAUGCUUACGACUUUGCAGGCUCUGGCUACGAGUCGCCCAACUCGAAGCGCAGGCGAUCCGCCGAAGCUUCGGCGCAUAGUGUCACCCACAAGCUUGAGCGUAGCUUUCCUUCCUUCUCACGCAAGAUGCGGGAGCGCAAGAGAGCGUCGACCCUCAAUGGCAAGUCAAGGAGCGCAACUCCCUCCAGAGCGCCAUCGACGCGGGCAUCGUCAAUCACCAGCUCCAUCCACCAGGCCCAAGGUCACGAUCCGAUGGAACUUUUCCCACCCAAGUCCAUGUCAGCGUCAACCAGCCGAGAGCAGCUCGCUGAGUCCAUUGCUUCCUCUCCCAUCGACAUUGCAAAGGCCAACGCAUUCAACAUGGACGCUGACGAAAUCGAUUCUGAGCGUUACGCAACCACCCCUCUUCUACCACCACUGCUGGUCAAGACUCGCUUUGAUGACGCACCUGCCCACUCGCCCCUUCAAUCUCCUACCAUCGCGACGGUCGACCCCAUGCAGUCUCUAGUCUCUACCCCCGUGGACACACCUGCAGCUCGCGCUUAUCCCACUCCACCACUUUCGACAAAGGCCUCCAUCGCAUCUUUCAAGACAUCCCGCAUCAGUCCCAUGGUGCCCUCCAACGAGAUCCCGUCGCUCGCGUUGGCCGUCCCUGAUGACAAAUGGGCCUUGGUCCUUGGGCACAACAACUUUACCAUCCACCCAGAACCCUACGUACCUGAAGUUUGCGAUGCGGCUGCCCUCCGGCAGUUGUUUGCUGAUUGGGAACAAGCGCGCUGCAACUUCACCAAGCACCAGGUGCGCAUGGCUGAGCACAAUGGUCCUACGUCAAAAGCCUACCUGCUAUGCGAGAAGAAGUGGUCGGAGAUCGACGCCCUGUGGAAGAAGAACAAUGAUCUGGCCAACUCCCGUGCGACCGAGCUGGGUGAGGAUCCCGAGCCGACGUCCCCCCAUGGAGCCAGCCCCGCUUAG